GCAAUUCAAAACCAAUAGUCCGUGAAAAAUACAAAUCGAUGUGUUAUAAUGUAAUGAGAAAUAUUUGUCCUUGUGCGCAUACGGUAUAUAAACUGAGACCUCGAAAGCUACUGAAAACUGUGCAAGGAGGAGCAGCGAAAUUCUCGCGACAUCCCAGAUACGUUGCUAUGUUUAUAAAGUUCAACAAUACACUUCCGGCUUUGAAUACUGAGCAGCAAUGAACACUCAAGGCAAUAUCCUGGACAUUUCUUCGGAGGUGUCAAGCCAGGAAGACAUAGUCUUGGAUGAAGAGGCCCCACUUCUUGUUUUCCGGGUAAUUGGAUGCACAGUUGUCACCUUGUUAGUCGGCUUCACUAUUAUUAUUUAUGUCAGUUCUGGAAUGUUCCAUUUGGAUUGCUUGGCUCAGAUUUGCUCAGAGUCCUGUAUUCUUGCAGCAUACAUGUUCCUUCUAAUGACUACCACUGAAACAUCUCGAAUAGAUACGGGUAUGUGCUUGGCCACAGCUAUUUUCCUCCAUUUUUUGUUCAUCAGUGCCUUCCUGUUUUCUUUACUGGAAGUAGUCUGUAUGUGCCAAGCUCUGAUUUCUUUCUUCCAUAAAAUGGCACCCCUCACUGUCAGCAAUGUUUUGAUCAUUGGAUGGGUUGUUCCUGGCAUCAUCGCUGGAGUGUCGGCCAUUAUAUGGUAUAAAGAAUAUACUACGAAGUCCAACUGUUGGGUAGUUGCAAGCCAACCCCCUUUCUGGCCUACAGUUAUUCCCGUCGGAAUCUGCGUUGCUGUGCAAGUUCUGUUGUUAAUCAUCGUUCUGACUGUAUCAGAUGUGCCUUUAUCCGUCCCUCAGAGCCAAUACAAAAGAGCUAAGUAA
Messenger RNA from Stegodyphus dumicola, 862 nucleotides. RefSeq names its product latrophilin-like protein LAT-2. Gene Ontology annotation, molecular function: G protein-coupled receptor activity. Gene Ontology annotation, biological process: cell surface receptor signaling pathway; adenylate cyclase-activating G protein-coupled receptor signaling pathway. Lineage: Eukaryota; Metazoa; Arthropoda; Arachnida; Araneae; Eresidae. The record is from RefSeq and is a predicted model, not a curated record. Gene Ontology annotation, cellular component: plasma membrane.